Tuber melanosporum (Perigord truffle) is the source of this 480-nucleotide messenger RNA. RefSeq lists its product as uncharacterized. The transcript is spliced from 2 exons. The record is from RefSeq and is a predicted model, not a curated record. Lineage: Eukaryota; Fungi; Ascomycota; Pezizomycetes; Pezizales; Tuberaceae. Bases 1 to 480 code for a protein of 159 amino acids.
AUGACCAAUAAGUUAAUGAUUUACCCUAGAGGGGAGGAGCGGAUUUUUUUUCGCUCAAUAAUUCAACUUUCGUUGUCCUAUCAUACCAUAGAAGAUCGUGGAAAGCACCAACAUGCCUUAAUUUUCCUCUCGACCGCCAGGGUUAGGGUUAUGGUGGACUCGCUGACCAACAGGAGAGAGGGCUUGGCUGUCGAAAAAUUGGAUUCGCCAGCCCCGCCAGCACCUUUUUUCUUGUUGCAGGAGAGUCACCCAUCCUCUUCUCUCUCGCGGUUGUCGUGCUGUCUUCUCUCUCUCCAGCCUGCCCUACUUUUUUCCCCCUCUCCCCUCCCCUUUUCUUUUUCGCUCUCACUCUUCCCGGCUUUUUUUGCCUCACCCAAACAAAAACUUCAUCCACUUCGUUCAUCCGCCUCGACCUCCAAUUUCCAUACAAAGGGCUCCCUCAUCGUCGCCUUUUCUAGUCUCUCGCAUACAAACCUUUAG